Messenger RNA from Megalobrama amblycephala (Wuchang bream), 2804 nucleotides. It is a transcript of the gene samd8a, whose product is annotated as sterile alpha motif domain containing 8. The transcript has 6 exons. Gene Ontology annotation, cellular component: endoplasmic reticulum membrane; Golgi membrane. NCBI's taxonomy places the organism in Eukaryota, Metazoa, Chordata, Actinopteri, Cypriniformes, Xenocyprididae. The record is from RefSeq and is a predicted model, not a curated record. Gene Ontology annotation, molecular function: sphingomyelin synthase activity; protein binding; ceramide cholinephosphotransferase activity. Bases 534 to 1904 code for a protein of 456 amino acids. Gene Ontology annotation, biological process: ceramide biosynthetic process.
CUGCUUCAUCUCUCCUAUCUGCAAAUGUCUUAAUUAUUGUUCUUUCUUUCUGUAUAUUCUGAUCUUCAUCUAUUAGAUACAAUACUCUGGAUUUUACAAUAGGCUACUCUAAAUUUUAUUAUUAACUAUUAAUUACUUAAUGCAUUUGUUUGUCUCUAUAAUUUCUAAUAAAUAAAUUUGUUAUUACUUUUUUUAAAUUUAAUCUCUGACAUAAUCAUUGCUGGACUACCUGGAUCUCAUUUUCUCAUUUUGCAUCAAUAUUGAUGUUAGUGGUGUUGUUUUCCCACCAUAAAUGAUGCCACUUCCUGGAUGAUAUCAUUUUGUAUUUUUAUUUUUUCAUUGGAAAAAAAAAAAAAAAAAAAAAAAAAAGACAAACUAACAGUAUAGCAAUUGAAAAUGUGGGUAUUAACCACCAGGUAAUGAGGGUUUGGUCGGAAUCGUUAAAGCAAUGAACUUCCUCGAACAAUUCCAUAUAUGGAGUUCCAUAGCCACACCCAAGGAGCUUGUCAUGAGUGACGACGAUUCCUGUUUACAUGCUUUUGGGCGUCACUGACAGCAUGGCACUGACUCAGAAACCGAAGGCUGAUGUGACUCGAGAUCGCAAGGUGAGGAUUUUUAAACAACUUGAUCAUUUAAAUAACCACACGGAUAAACAGGGUAUGCCAGGCUCCAGGUUUGUCAGUGUGGAGGGUUGGAGCAGUAAGCAGGUAGCUGGCUGGCUCAGAGAACAGGGGUUUCGUGAAUAUGUGGAUCUCUUGUGCUCUAAACACCGUUUAGAUGGUGCCAGCCUGCUGUGUCUUACUGAGGCUGACCUGCGGUCUCCUCCGCUGGAGCUUAAGGUGCUGGGUGAUAUCAAGAGAUUGAUGCUGGCUGUGCGGAGACUACAGAGACAACACGCAGUCCACGUGCAUUCAGGGUUAGAGGUCAGUGCAUCGUCUCCCAUACACACUGACGGAAAAGACCUCGUCGUCUCUAAUGGCUUCACAGAGCGAGUGUCAGGAGACCUCCAACACUGUAAUGGGGCAGUCACUACUGUUGGUGGUGAACACAGUUACUCAAACGGGAAGCGUAAGCAGUAUUGUGGUCGGUUCGACCCGGAGUACUGGAAGACCACCCUCAGCGCACUCUACGCAAUGCUGGUGUGCGGAGUGACAUCAUUCGUCAUGGUGCUAGUGCAUGAGAGGGUUCCUGACAUGAGGACGUACCCGCCACUUCCAGACAUAUUUCUAGACAGUGUUCCCAGAAUUCCUUGGGCCUUCGCCAUGGCUGAAGCAUGUGCAGUGGUGUUGGGUUCCAUGUUAAUGCUGGUGUUGUUGAUGCACAAACACAGGUCCAUUCUGUUUCGCAGGCUGUGUAAUUUGACAGGCACUGUAUUCUUGCUCCGCUGUGUCACAAUGUUUGUCACUUCACUGUCUGUACCUGGUCAUCACCUACAGUGUUCAGGCAAGAUGUACGGUGACACAUGGGCAAAAGUGCAGCGUGCACUGGACAUCUGGAGCGGGCUCGGCAUGUCUUUAACUGGUGUUCAAACAUGUGGCGAUUACAUGUUCAGCGGACACACUGUUGUUCUCACCAUGCUCAACUUUUUUGUCACUGAAUACACACCACGUAACUGGAACUUCGUCCACACCAUGUCUUGGGUCCUAAACUUGUUUGGAAUCUUCUUCAUCUUAGCGGCUCAUGAACACUACUCCAUCGACGUCUUCAUCGCGUUCUACAUCACCACCAGACUCUUCCUGUACUACCACACGCUGGCAAACACGCAGGCCUAUCAGCACAGCCGGCGAGCGCGUAUCUGGUUCCCUCUUUUCUCUUUCUUUGAGUGCAACGUGACCGGACCGGUUCCAAACGAGUAUAGCUGGCCUUUCUCCAAACCUGCCUUCAUUAGGAAACUUCUAGGAUAGGCCGUCUGUGUUUAUGUUUAGCUUAGACUUUUGUUCCACAGUCUUCAAAUUUGGAGUUUUGGGGAAAUUAUUAUUAUUAUUUUUUUUUUUAUUUAUUGCUUUUGGUCACUUUCUUGAAACCGUUAUUUGUAAUACUGUAUUCUCUCUAAAUCAGAACAUGGUUUUGGUGACUUUAACUUCUUAUAAUUUCACUAUGUUUGCCUGAAUAACUAUAAAGCACAUAUACACCUCGAAAGGCUUUUUUUCUUUUUUCUUUUUUUGAUACCUUAAUCUGCAGAAUCAUAUUUUCUAUUAUUUGGUAAAGCAGUUUUGAGUGCUUACAAUUGCAGAUUUAUGUUACUCUAACCGUUAAGCACAUAGUAUUUCAACUCCUGAACACUAACAGUAUGUUUAACAGAGGAAAAGUGCUAGUAUACAUUCAGUCCUUAUUAAAUAAUUAUGCCUCAUGCUGCCUAUUCUAUGUCAUAAUGGUGCGUAUUUAAAGUCUUACAGCCACAGAAAGAUAAUUCUUGUUUUGCUAACAUGUUUUUUUGACAUUUUGUAAUUAAUAUGUGACUGUAUAAAUAGAUUGAAUUUUUUAUGUGAUUCCAGGGAUGGAUUACUAUGAAAUGUUUUGCCAAUAUCAGUAUCAAAGACACAUUCAGCACUUUUAUAUGAACUUUAUUGUUUAAAGGGAGGGCAUUUAUGAUUUCUUUUUGUAUGUUUGUGCAUACAAUAAGUUAUUGUACCAAUUGUACUAAGUUAUUGUAUUGUCGAGUUGUGGUGUUUGUGAAUGUAACAAAAAAUUCUAGUACCGUUUCUUUUUUGUUGUUUUAUUUAAAUGUAACUCGACUUCUGCCUUAUCAAUUGGGGUACCCAGAGGAUACUUACUGGAAAAAUAAAAGUUUACAGACUCACUAA